Heterotrigona itama is the source of this 333-nucleotide messenger RNA. The record is from the annotation of a GenBank genome assembly. Lineage: Eukaryota; Metazoa; Arthropoda; Insecta; Hymenoptera; Apidae.
AUGUUCUGUAACAAAACUAUAGGCUAUAAGACUGAUGAUUCUACUCUUACAAUAUAUAAAAGUAAAUCGAAGAAAAGGGUACUUGUUUUAAGUUUAAUGCACGAAUCUAUAAUAAUUGAAAAGAAUGAUUUGCAUAUACCAGAAACAAUUAGGUUUUGUAAUAGUACCAACUUCGGUAUAAAUAUGCCCGACCAAAUGGCUAGGAAAUAUAAUAAUUUCUAUAAGGAAACGAUUGAAGAAAGAAUUUCGAGGCAGGGAUUUUUAUUUCAAUUAGUAGAUGAAUUUGCCUUUGAAUUUGAAGAAUUACAAGAAGUAAACCAAAAAGAAAUAUAG